AGCAUCUAAAGGUUGGAUUUUGAGCUGUCAAAGCAACAUUAAUUUGGACUAGUAGGAUACCCAUGGUGAUAAAAAAACAGGAUGAAGUUAUUGUGCCUAUUUUUUUAUAUAAAAGCAAGGUGCUGAGUUGGAGCUGAAGGACUCUCGGGGCUGGACCGCUCUGUUUCACUGCACAAGCACAGGACACCAGCAGAUGGUCAAGUUCCUGCUGGAUAACAACGCUAAUGCUAAUGUCAAGUGAGUCUCUUAAUUUAUUCUACACCUAUUAUAAUCCAGUCUGAGUUUGUCAUCUCUUUCUCUUUCAUCCACAGGGAGCCGGGGUCUGGUUUUACUCCCCUGAUGGAGGCUGCUGCUUCUGGACAUGAAAUCAUUGUUCAGUACCUGUUGAAUCAUGUGAGUAGGUCACAGCAGAAAAUUGUAGCGCAGCCCAGGAUAAGUACUGUAAUUUAAAAAAAUAAAGAGGCUUAUGGUCUGAAUUGGAUUUGUUUUCAUCAGAAAGUUAAGGUGGAUGACCGGAAUGCGAAAGGGGAGACUGCGCGAGCUCUAGCUAUGUUGUACGGUUACACCAAGCUCGUUAGCCUCAUUGAUUUACAUUCGCCAAGGAUCAAACCAGGUACUCUUCACAGCAGCUGAGUACAGUACACUCUAAUACUGUUUUCAUGCUUUUCAUUUGCUGAUCUUUGGUGUCCCUGUAACUUUCCAGGACACUUUGAGGACCUGAGCUCCUCUGAGGAUUCAGACAGCGCUCCCCCGAGGAUAAGGAGCAGGAACCGGGCCAAAGGCAUCAGCAUCCAUGAUGGACCCCAGGCUAUCGCCAAGUUUGGAGUAGGAGGCUCCAGCAAACUGUGUGGUAGUAUCACACCCAGUCUGACAAAUUGUACCCAUACCAAUCAUAUAUUGAGAUUACAAUUACCAACACAGUAUCAUAAUGAGCUGGUGGUUACUCCCUGUGCUAACAGAGCGUCCCACCGUACCUCCAGGCUACAUGACGUUUCGCAAUAUUGGUGAACAGAGUGACAGUAUCUGCUACCGUGAUGUGACCUCACCCAUCAACGAACUGGACGGCCAGAGCAACAGCAGCAGAGGUGAGAAGCAAGGUUAUAAAAGUUUUUUAAAACUUAGAGUUUAAAGGGAUAUUCCGUCUUAAAAUCAAGUUAUUGUCAAACACGACGUAGCACCUGUCAAGAGAUGAAUGUUGCUGACCGCUUGCUUUUCUAGUUAUACCAACUUAAGUAACAACCGCACAAUAGCAAUACUCAGCGGUCUGAGGAGUCGCACACAAACCUCAACUAAAACGCCACUCUAUAGCCACACAUAAUACUCAAAACAGCACCUAACCAACAUCAACAGUACAUAUUGGGUCCCAGCCAUAGUACUAGCCACCAAACAUCUUUUUAGCUUUGCCUGAUUUCUUUAGCAAAGAGACUAAACACAACUUACCUACUCUCUUCCAGCACCCACUUGUUUGCACAGAGACCUCCAAGUGAGUCCAUCGACUGCUGCAGGGGGACGCAGCUCAAGGAAGAAUAUUUAUGAUCGUUUCCUCAUGGACAUGCAAUCAGACCAAGACGCUAAGGCAGACGAACUACCGCUUCUGCAGUGCAAAAUGAUUAAUAUGAUGAUUAUUACUUCAAGGAAAUGAUAAAGUAAUGAUAAUGUUCUUCCUUGAGCUGCGUACCCCUGCUGCAGUCGAUGGACUUACCGUACAAACAAGCGGCUGCUGGAUGAGAGUGGGUGAGUUGUGUUUAGUCUCUAUUCUUAACAAAUCAGACAAAGCUAAAAAGAUGUUUGGUGGCUAGUGGUGUGGUUAGGACCCUAUAUGUACUGUUGAUGAAGUUAGGUGCUGUUCUGAGCAUUAUUUGUGGCGAUAGAGUGGCUUUCCGUUGAGCGCGUGGCUGUGUGUAUUGCUAGCUGCGGUCAUUACGAAAGUUGGUAUAACUAGAGAAGCAAGCAGUCGGCAACAUUAAUUUGUGUGUUAUGGUGUGUUUGACCCUAACUUAACUUUACGUCAGAAUAUCCCUUUAAGUUUGAUGUUGUUUUGACUUUUUUGUUUCCUUCAGUUUAGUUUUUGAUGCUGUUGGUUCAGCUCAAGUUUUUAAGAGGAUAAGCAGUUUUUGCUUAUCUUGUCUUCUAUGUGCUCUUGAAAUUUAGCGACUUUAAAUAUUCGCAUGUGGUUUGGUAGAAAAGCAUCACGGGAAGGACAAGUAACAGUCUUAAAUCUAAUUUUACAUUGCACCAUAGAUGACAGUCCUUUCUUCGACAAUGACAUGCCCACCAUGAGGAGCAGCAGCAGCAGCAGUGAAGGCCUGCCACAAGUGAUAAGUCUGAACUGGGAAGGCUCGGUGGAGAGUAACGAGGUACGGGCAAAUGAUGACAGAAACAGAUCGGAUUCAAAUACUAGAUUUUGAUUAAGUAUUGGCAUAUUUCUCUAUCAGGACUCUGACCAGUGCAAAAAGAGCAGCUCUCGCAGAGUGAACAAGGGUUAUCACUCAAAAGGCAAAGGUCGCCAUGGGAGCAAUGAUGUAGCUCACUGCAGUGCUACAGUCAACUGUGGGUUGCUGUCACCUGUUGGUCCUCCUCCCUCUUACACCGGUCCAAAGGCACGUAUAUGCUUGCUUACUUUCUGACACAUCAGUACAACUGUUCCAGGUUCUUUCCCAGCUCAUGUCUCUUUAUCCUUGUUUAGGAUCUAUCAGAGUUUUUGGAGCAAAUUGGCUUCUCCAAAUAUCUCCCCUUACUUGAGGAACAAGACAUCGACCUGCGAAUAUUUCUCACACUGACUGAAAACGAUCUAAAAGAAAUAGGGAUCACGUAAGAGGCUGAAGCUGAUUUUUUUUGAUUCAUUUAGUGUUUCUUUUCUUAUGUUUGAUUACUGAAUCCAUCCUUGCUCUCCAGAUUGUUCGGGCCCAAGCGUAAGAUGACGUCUGCUAUUGCAAGGUGGCACAGCAGCGCACGACCGCCCGGCGAUGCUCUGGAACAGGCAUAUGCUGACCAGCUUGAGGCAGAGAUGCAGGAGAUGGCCAUUCAGCUACACAAGGUAAUCUCUGAAGCCUCCUACAUCUCACAUAUCCUACACACCAGACCAAAUCCUCUGACAUCAACUGUUCUUUCAGCGCUGUGAGGAGGCGGAGAGCCUGCAGAGCCAGGUGUCCCAGGAGAAGGAGCUGCGCACCGUGAUGGAAGGAUGUCUAAUGGAGGAUAAAAUGGCGUGGAGGAAGGUGCACGCUGAGCUGGUCGAGAACCACCGGCUCGCUCAGGACAUGUGUGCCACACUGACAGAGUCCAGGACCUGUCGUGCUGAACUGCUCUCCUAUUUUACUGCCUACAGGAACAGUGGCACUGAUACUGGCGUGGAGGAUAAAACAAAAGAUAACACAGGUGGGAAAGGUGAGCUGAGCUGUCCUAUGCUGAAAUGAACCAUUCACAUUUUGUGUUAAAACAGAUAAAAGAAAGUCAUUUUCUGUUGCCGUGCAGCUGGGGAUGUUCUGUCUCACUCAAGUGUUGCAGAGCUCAUAAAGAAGCUGGAUUCUUGUGAAGAAGAACUGGGUAAGACGAAGAAACACCCGUAUUUAGAAUGGUUUUGUGUGAUCAGGGGAGGCUGAUUCUAACGGUGGUGUUUGGUCAUUACAGCUGGGAAAAUGCAAACGGUUCUGCAGAGUCUGAGGCGGCUGAGCGCCCCGGAAAAAGUCUCAGAUAGCUGGGAGCGGCCUUAGCCUUUAUGGGUGAGUAAAGAGAAAAAAGGGCUGGAAGAGCGCCACAGCUGCUAAAACAAGAUAAAAACAAACUUUUGUGUCUUGUUUUAGAAGCAGCUUUUGCAAGUAUUCGACGGAGGGUGAUCUAACCGCCCUGAACAAUCUCACUGAAAUGGGAGAAAGGCAAAAGAUGAGGCCAGACCUGCAGGAUCAGAGCGGCUCCGAGAGAGAAGCGGCUGACCUGCUGCCCUUCUAGGAUUGGCGGAGCAGAGCACGCCGGAUGCGGACGAGGCCGUGGGCAGCUGCUGCAGGGAAACGACAAACGGGUGAAGAGAGUACAUGACCCUCAGGCGCCCGUGCUGGUAUAAACUUGACUCCUGUUGUCAGGUAGUGAAAAUGCACAGAGGAGGAGGAAAGGAACAGGGCUGAUCCUGGUCCAAAGGAUGUCAUACUGUGAAAUGUGUAAAAAGAAGUGCUCUUCUUCCAUGAAAUGUGGUUUACAGUGUGUCCACACCACCAACAGAGAAAACGCAUUUACAGUUCUUAGAUGUUCUGCAUAGCUGUGCUUUAAUGAAGUGAAACCCUUGUAUGCUGUUUUUAGAGGUUUAAAAAAUCCAUGUCCUGCUGAAUGAAUUUCCAAUAGAAGAAAAAUAACAUUCAAAAUUCACAGCAAUAAAUCAUCUCAUACAAGAGGAAGUAUUUUUAAUUGUUUAUAUUCAUUUAGCUGAAAGUCUUUGUCUGAAUACAAAGACACAGAUUCUAGACAUGGGAUGAUUUUGGUAUUGCACUGAUCUUCAUUUACGGUUCAUUGGUGUAAAUCAGUGCUCAGUUAUAUAUGGACACGCUUUUCAGUGUAAAACUGUGUUUACCUAGGAAUCAUGAAAAAUCUCUACAGUGCCAAAACGUGUUGAUCUGUGCUUGGUUCUGCAUUAAAACUGAUUACAAGAAGUCUAAUUUUCAGUUUUGAUUUCAUCGAGCACCGGGGUCGAAUGUGAGAAAGCAGCACAUCCUUGUACAAAACCUUUUAUAGUCUCAUGUCAGCUUAAAAUAUUUCUUGAUUCUGAGAAUGUUCAUUAGCAGAAAUAGCCGAGGAGUGCAGUGUUUAUUUUUACAUGAAUAAAAGUCAAAAUAAGAGAAAAACACUGGAGCAACCCACGAGCAGCACAGUCCUUUUGGACAGUCCACUGUGAGCUGUUUUUAACCCUUGGGAUAAGAGAGGUGCUUCUUUGGUUCAAGACCAAGACUGCUUUGAACAUAUCUUCAUUGGUGAACAUUUAGGAGAUGAUCUGAGGAUGUAAGCAGCAGGGAACUUUACAAUCACUCAGUACUGUAAACCAAAGAAGUACCUCUAAAAACCCUGAUGGGACUCGGAGAAGAGCAUAUUGCAUUCAGCCACUGGACUACAGGCUACAUAUGUUGGCAGGUUGCCUGUUUGGAUUACUGAGCCUAUGAAAGUCCAGCACAGUCAGGGGAAAUGAAUAAGUGGUGUUCUCUGUCUCACUAAGGUGCCCUCGAGCAGGAGUUUAUAUCCUCCCUGCUGCAUUAGAACAAGAUGCAGAGAAAACCUGAUCUGCUGGGCUGCAGAGUGAAAAUAUAAAGCUUAGAGAGACUUUAACUCCAUCUUUGAAUCACUGACACAGUGUUGGGCUACUUUCUAUUCAAUACAGCUGACGAAACAGACUUCAUGAAUCAGUUAUGUGUGUUUGGUAUGAAGGGGGACGAAUUAUUAAGCAUAAUCUACAGUCCUUCAAAAUAUAUUUUUUGUAUGUUCACAGCCCACCUUUGAUGAGCUUUAGGGAUUUUACUAAAGGGUUAAAAAAUGUAAGUGUAAGUUAUAGCCAGGCAUGAAUUUACAAAAACUGCCUGAAUAUCUGCUGUAACAUCUGGUUACAAAUAUAAAAUUAAACCACACAUGAUGUGUGUUUGCUCUUUGAUGGCUUUCCAGGGGAGCACAUAAAAAGCUUUGCCUUAGUACGACUCCAUAAAUCAGAGCUUUGGACUCAUCUUUCUUCAAACAUACACACACACACACACACAAACACACACAAACUCCAGGCUUAUGUAAAAAAAGAGGACUUUUUGUCUGUGGUGUGAGACCGAUGUGCAGACUGAUUCCCUCUCCCACGGAGCACCAGCUGUGUGAACGGUGUUGUCGGUGAGUUCAGGUGUAUUCACAAAGGUGACCGCAGCCAGCAGGGCAGUGUGUGCUGCCCUUAAGCCAGUUCAUAAUAUGCUCCAGAUGUCCUCCAUGGCUGCAGCCCUGACACCACACAAACAGUCCCUUCACCACAUGGUGGCACACUGCACACACGCUGGCACACUGGUGGCACCUAGAGGAGAGAUACCAGCCACUCAGUGAUGUUUAUAAGACACUUUCUUAAAAAAAACAGGAACACUACCGAGGAGUAUUCCAGCUGCUACCCCUCUAAAAACUAAAAAAGUUAGACAUUUCUACACUGUGGCUUUUGAACUUCAUAAACAGAAUAACUUAUUUGGUCAUUAAGCAGAUUUAGUGAUGCUAUUAGCAGUAGCUCAAACCU
Xyrichtys novacula (pearly razorfish) is the source of this 6232-nucleotide messenger RNA. The record is from the annotation of a GenBank genome assembly. NCBI's taxonomy places the organism in Eukaryota, Metazoa, Chordata, Actinopteri, Labriformes, Labridae.